AUGGUGUCCAAGGUCGAGACUGAAACCUUCCACCAUGAAGAGCUCCCUGAUGCCAGCACCUAUAUCAGGCUGGCGACUGCGCCCAAAUACACCGCCAUAUCGUACACAUGGGGCGAUCCGAAUCUAAUCGCUGUCAUACUCGUCAAUGGCAAGAGGAUGGAGGUGCGGCGCAACUGCGAGGACGUCAUCAGGCAACCAUGUCGGAUCAAGGGUGGCUUCUUCUGGAUCGACGCCAUAUGUAUCAACCAGGCAGACAAUCACGAGAAGAGCUUUCAGGUAGCCAACAUGGGCGAGGUCUUCAGAGACGCUCUCGGCACUCUCGCGUUUGUUGGCCGCCACGAGAAUAACAGUGAGAUUCUCUUCAAAAAGCUGCGCAGACAUAAAAGCUUUUGGAAAUCCUUAGACGUGUAUAGUCAGCCUCACCCUUGGCCAGAGUCGAUGCGCGACUCUACCAUAACCGAGUUGUGCAAUGCGUUCGGCAUGUUUUUGAAAAGACCCUACUUCCAACGGGUUUGGAUUUGCCAGGAGCUAUGUUUCGGACGGGAUAUUCAAGUAUGCUGCAAAGAUAUGCAUGCAGAACUGUCAUUCCUGUGGAAACUAUACCAGGCCUCCGAAAGUUGGAAUCUGAGCUCCAUCAGUUUACCGGAAAAUAUCAAGUGGAAAGACUUCACGGCGAUGCUGAAUGUCAGGUCCCUUUUGGAAUAUGGAGUCACGCCGAUGUCCCGAGGGACCUUGCGGCAAAUGACAAUUGUUGCUGGAAGGCUGCAAAGUGAAGACCUUAGGGAUCGGGUGUUUGGGGUUCUGGCUAUGAUCGAUUGGGACGGCGCGAAGCCAAUUUAA
Diaporthe citri is the source of this 840-nucleotide messenger RNA. RefSeq lists its product as uncharacterized. The record is from RefSeq and is a predicted model, not a curated record. Bases 1 to 840 code for a protein of 279 amino acids. NCBI's taxonomy places the organism in Eukaryota, Fungi, Ascomycota, Sordariomycetes, Diaporthales, Diaporthaceae. The transcript is spliced from 2 exons.